Trypanosoma conorhini is the source of this 548-nucleotide messenger RNA. RefSeq lists its product as uncharacterized. NCBI's taxonomy places the organism in Eukaryota, Euglenozoa, Kinetoplastea, Trypanosomatida, Trypanosomatidae. The annotation marks the transcript as partial. The record is from RefSeq and is a predicted model, not a curated record. The transcript has a single exon.
CGGAGGUCGCCGUCCAUGUACUCAAAGACAAAAAAGAGCUCAUUCUUCUCUCGCACCACCUCGCGCAUCUUGACGAUGUUUGGGUGUCCGUGAAUGCGCCGCAUCACCGUCACCUCGGGCAGCUUCACACACUCCUCCCAGGAGUAGUACUUUUGCUUCAUCUUUUUAAUCGCCACGAGUUGUCCCGUCUUUUUAUGCAGCGCCUUCACGACGCAGCCGAAGGUCCCAUCGCCCAGCUGAUUAAGAAUCUCGUAAUUUUCCAUUUUCACACAGACACAAGAACGCAGAAAAGCUAUACGUGCCUUCUUCUUGCUUCACAGGAAAUGAGGAAUACUGUCUUGUAUACAAACAGGAGAUGCAUGCAGAUCUCUGUAUGUCUAUACACAAAUAUAUACAGAAGGGCGUAUGCGCGGCACGUCCUUGGGAAACGGCCUCGCUGUGCAGCUUUUGCCCUCUCCCCUUCCGUCGGCUCUAGUCUGGUGGAUGGCCGGCACACCCACGAGGCUGCUCGCGACGCGGCGUCCAGGGCCGAAUGGAAAAGGGAGUGA